Messenger RNA from Didymodactylos carnosus, 1278 nucleotides. Lineage: Eukaryota; Metazoa; Rotifera; Eurotatoria; Philodinida; Philodinidae. The record is from the annotation of a GenBank genome assembly.
AUGCUAUGUGUAAGGCGUCAGGCAAAUCCAAAGAAAAAGAAGAUAUUGUUGACAGCUGCUGUAGUGAUCAUUCUUGGAAUUGUAGCGGCUAUUGUUAUUCCGAUAGUUCUUACGUCAUCAAACAGAGGGAAAACAACGGCAACAUCUCCCAUUGCAACAAAAAUAAUGGAAAUGACGUCCGCCGUGUCAUCGCAGCAAUCGACAAUACUAGGCUCGUCAACUUCCACUGGGACAACAGCACCAACAACAGCGAUAUCGUCUUCGCCAACCUUUAAAGGUUGGUCAAUAACCGGGUCUAUGAGUACGUGUUGCUAUCACCACACGGUAUCAGUCUUAGCGAGUGGAAAAGUACUAGUAGCUGGUGGAGUUCGUGAAACUGGUACUCUAGCUAGUGCUGAAUUGUACGAUCCAUCAUCAAAAACUUGGACACCGACAGGUAAUAUGAAGAGUGGACGAAACAUGCAUACAGCAUCUAUCUUACCGAAUGGCAAAGUACUGGUUGCAGGAGGAUCAGACGGAUUUAAAAGUUGCACUACUGCUGAAAUGUAUGAUCCAGUAAGUGGUACUUGGUCGGAAGCAAUGCCGAUGAAGGUGGCAAGAAUUAAUCAUGCAGCAUCGAUACUAGCUGAUGGAAGCGUGUUAGUCGCUGGUGGGAUUGUGAGAGCGAAAGCGACGAAUCAAUCUGAAUUGUUCAACUCAUCUACAGGAAAUUGGACAAGCAUGAAAGAUAUGGAAAGCGUCCGCUCGAUGCUCACAGCCUCCGUGAUCGGAAAUAAUACGAUGCUAGUGGUUGGUGGACAAGCUGGAUUAGCCAACUCCACAACCAUCGAGCUGUACAAUUCAGAGGUGAAUGCUUGGAUGCUUGGACCACCUAUGAACCGUUCCCGAGCUCAACAUACUGCAUCUGUGUUGAAUAAAACCAAUGUGUUGGUCACAGGCGGCGAAUCCGAUGAAAAUGCCACGGAUUCCGUCGAAUUAUACAUGUUCCUCACGAAUAAUUGGAUACAACGUCAUAGAAUGAUCGUUCAAAGGAUGACACAUACUGCGACAGUAUUGCAAGAUGGUCGAGUAUUGAUUGUUGGAGGUCGAAACAGAAUGGGAGUAUUACAGGAUACUGAAUUAUACAAUCCUACCGAUAAUACUUGGCUACACAGUGGAAAUAUGACCGAUUCGCGAGAAUAUCACACUGCGUCCAUUCUGCUCGAUGAAACUGUGUUAGUGAUUGGUGGUCAGAGUUCCAGUCAAGCCUUGAAUAGCGUUGAAUUGUAUCAUCCGUAA